AAACUAGGUGGGGGCUGGACAUUGGAAGUCCGGGCGGCCCAAAAGUCGGGGGAACCGGUGUCUGAGGAUGAGGGCGCUGCACAGAGGACGCCUCUUGUCCUGACAUGGGGGACCCCAGUGGAACGGGACCCCAGGGUCUGGGAUUCCAGGGCUGUCUAGGUCCUCAUGAGGAGCGGGGCGCGGGGCACUGAGCCGUCGAGGCCGGGGGAGGGAAUGAUCAGUGGAAAGUAGCCCCGCUUCGUGACCCGGAGAAGGUUGUGGAGGCUGCAAGGACAGUCGCUUAGGAGCAGAAUGUUGGACUUUGAAUUGUCCUUCUUCCUUGACCACUUAAACCUGUAAAGGUCUGCAGCCUAUGCUCAGAAUCAACACUAUUCAGCGAAGGUGACGCCUUUGCUCCAGUUGCACAAAAUGAGUGUGACGUGGUUAGCCAGACCAGGAGCUCAACGUCACAGAGAGCCCAGCCCGCUGCUCUGAUGCCGAAGGGGAGGCAGAAAGUGCCACAUUUGGAUGCCCCCCUGGGCCUGCCCACCUGCCUCUGGCUGGAAUUGGCUGGGCUCUUCUUAUUGGUUCCCUGGGUCAUGGGCUUGGCAGGGGCAGGUGGGCCUGAUGCCCAAGGCGCAGGGGGGCUCAGCUGGGCUGUGCACCUGGACAGCCUGGGAGGCGAUCGGGAGGAAGAGCAUCUGGAGCAGCAAGCGGAUGCCCUGGCGCAGGCAGCAGGGCUGGUGAACGCCGGGCGCAUCGGAGAGCUGCGGGGCCACUACCUCUUUGUGCAGCCAGCCGGGCCCAGGCAGGCCGUGGAGGUGCAGGCCAUCCGGCAGCAGGCCGAGGCCGUGUUAGCUGGGCACGAGGCUGUGCGCUGGCACUCAGAGCAGAGGCUGCUGAAGCGGGCCAAGCGCAGCGUCCACUUCAAUGACCCCAAGUACCCCCAGCAGUGGCACCUGAAUAACCGGCGGAGCCCCGGCAGGGACAUCAACGUGACAGGUGUGUGGGAGCGCAAUGUGACCGGGCGCGGGGUGACGGUGGUGGUGGUGGACGACGGAGUGGAGCACACCAUCCAGGACAUUGCACCCAACUAUAGCCCCGAGGGUAGCUAUGACCUCAACUCCAACGAUCCUGACCCCAUGCCCCACCCGGACGUGGAGAACGGCAACCACCAUGGCACGCGGUGUGCAGGCGAGAUCGCUGCUGUGCCCAACAACAGCUUCUGUGCAGUGGGCGUGGCCUAUGGGAGCCGCAUAGCAGGCAUCCGGGUGCUGGACGGGCCACUCACAGACAGCAUGGAGGCUGUGGCGUUCAACAAGCACUAUCAGAUCAAUGACAUCUACAGCUGCAGCUGGGGCCCGGAUGAUGAUGGGAAGACGGUGGACGGCCCCCACCAGCUCGGGAAGGCUGCCUUGCAACACGGAGUGAUGGCCGGCCGCCAGGGCUUUGGGAGCAUCUUCGUGGUGGCCAGUGGUAACGGGGGCCAGCACAAUGACAACUGCAACUACGAUGGCUACGCCAACUCCAUCUACACCGUCACCAUAGGCCCCUGCUGCAGGACCGACUUGUCACCUCCGCUCCCACGUCCCUCCCCGGUGCCAGGUGCUGUGGACGAGGAGGGCCGGAUGCCUUUCUACGCAGAAGAGUGUGCCUCCAUGCUGGCGGUCACCUUCAGUGGUGGGGACAAGAUGCUCCGGAGCAUUGUGACCACUGACUGGGACCUGCAGAAGGGCACCGGCUGCACAGAGGGCCACACAGGGACCUCUGCGGCAGCUCCUCUGGCAGCCGGCAUGGUAGCCCUCAUGCUGCAGGUGCGGCCCUGCCUCACGUGGCGCGAUGUCCAGCACAUCAUUGUCUUCACAGCCACGCAGUAUGAAGAUCGCCAUGCAGACUGGCUCACCAAUGAGGCGGGCUUCAGCCAUAGCCACCAGCACGGUUUCGGCCUGCUCAAUGCUUGGAGACUCGUCAAUGCAGCCAAGAUCUGGACGUCUGUCCCUUACUUAGCUUCCUACGUCAGCCCCGUGCUGAAAGAGAACAGGGCUAUUCCGUGGUCCCCCUACUCGCUGGAGGUCCUGUGGAAUGUCAGCAGGAUGGACCUGGAGAUGUCGGGGCUGAAGACCCUGGAGCACGUGGCAGUGACAGUCUCCAUCACUCACCCACGCCGUGGCAGCUUGGAGCUGAAACUCUUUUGUCCCAGUGGCAUGAUGUCCCUCAUCGGCGCCCCCCGCAGCAUGGACUCGGAUCCCAGUGGCUUCAACGACUGGACCUUCUCCACUGUGCGGUGCUGGGGAGAAAGAGCAAAGGGCGCCUACAGACUGGUCAUCAGGGAUGUGGGUGAUGAGCCACCCCAGUUGGGCAUCCUCCAGCAGUGGCAGCUGACCUUGUACGGCUCCAUGUGGAGUCCAGUGGACAUCAGGGAAAGACAAAGGCUGUUAGAAAGUGCCAUGAGCGGAAAAUAUCUGCAUGAUGGCUUUGCUCUGCCCUGCCCACCUGGGCUGAAAAUUCCCGAGGAAGACGGUUAUACCAUCACUCCUAACACACUGAAGACCCUGGUGCUAGUGGGCUGUUUCACUGUCUUCUGGACCAUUUACUACAUGCUGGAGGUGUACAUGAGCCACAGAAAUACGGCUUACACCCAAGGUUGUAGGAACGGAUCCUGCCACUGGCCCCAGCGGAGCCGAAAAUCCAGAGAGGAGGGGACCGAGCUGGAAUCAGUGCCGCUUUGCACCAGUAAGGAUGUGAAUGGAGCAGAGACACAGAACAGGAGCCCUCCCACCACCGCUGACCUCCUGGCCCCAGACUUGCUCAGUGAAGGGGACUGGACCCUGUCGCAGAACCAGAGUGCCCUGGGCUGCCCUUCUCAGCACCGAGCCCCAGACCUGUUGCAGGGCAAGGAGGAGCAGAUCUGCUGACCUCAGGGCCUGAAGACUUGAAGUAGGAUAGGCUCUUCCUUCCCAAAACUGAGGAAGCUGCACCCAACUUUGGGGAGCUCUGGGGAGAAAGUAGUCCUGAUCCCCACAUCUGACACCUGAGGCCUC
This is a messenger RNA of Chinchilla lanigera (long-tailed chinchilla), 3020 nucleotides long. RefSeq names its product proprotein convertase subtilisin/kexin type 7 (gene Pcsk7). Gene Ontology annotation, molecular function: serine-type endopeptidase activity. The coding region runs from base 474 to 2894 and encodes 806 amino acids. Gene Ontology annotation, cellular component: trans-Golgi network; Golgi membrane. The transcript has 17 exons. Gene Ontology annotation, biological process: protein processing. NCBI's taxonomy places the organism in Eukaryota, Metazoa, Chordata, Mammalia, Rodentia, Chinchillidae. The record is from RefSeq and is a predicted model, not a curated record.